Molecule: messenger RNA, 2339 nt
Organism: Cicer arietinum (chickpea)
Lineage: Eukaryota; Viridiplantae; Streptophyta; Magnoliopsida; Fabales; Fabaceae
Molecular function (GO): DNA binding
Source: RefSeq, a predicted model, not a curated record
AAGUUGAUUGAAACAAGCAAAACAUAACACACGACGACGACGAAUUGUUGUUGUUGUUGUCGUUGUUUCCUUCUUCUCCGUUUUGUCUUUCUACCUUCAUCAAAAAAUUUCGUAACCUGAUUUUAAGGCAUCAAAUUGAAAACCCUCAUAAAUAAAUCUAACAACAACACUCUUCUCUUUCUCUUUUUCCUUUUCGCUUAAAAAGGUUCUCGCUUUUCCGUUAAGUCACUCAAACAUUUUUUACCUUUUCACCCCAAAACCUUAACACACGAUAUCUGAAUUCUUCUCACCAAUGGAAGAAUCGAGUGAGUUGCAACCAGAAGAAAAUAAAGUCUCGAUGGAGAAAAAUGCAAAAAGAAAGCUCAAAACACCUGCACAACUUAAGGGCUUGGAGAAAUUUUAUACUGAGCACAAAUAUCCGACGGAGGAAUUGAAAAAAGAAAUUUCUGAGGUGUUAGGGUUGACAGAAAAGCAAGUGUCUGGAUGGUUUUGCCACAGAAGGUUAAAAGAUAAAAGAAUGUUGAAAGAUGAAGCCAAUGCCAAUGGACGACAAGAUCGUUCAAGUGGUGUCAUCCAGGAUCGUGGCAGUGGACUUGGGCAAGACUCCUGCGGAAGCAGUAAGCACGGUGACUAUAGGUAUCUGGAUCCGAAAGAGGUUGAGAGCCAUGGCCUCUACAAUCGUGAUUUGUCAGUUGGAGAUAUGACCUAUGGACGUACGAAUCAUUUUUCAGAAAAUCUUAGUGGAAUGGAUGACACGUCAUCUGAGAGUAGCUCUUUUUUGCAAGAUCGGUUGUAUCGUCAAGGUCAGGAUCCAUAUGAGACGGAUCCUUCUAGAUAUCUAACACCUAGUAAAGCUCUUCCACCCAUAAAUCCCAAGGGUGCGAUUAACGCAGGAUAUAAACCAUCGGGAUAUUUGAAACUGAAGGGUGAGAUAGAACAUGCUGCUAUAACUGCCGUUAAGAAACAGUUAGGAAGGAAUUAUCGGGAAGAUGGUCCACUGCUUGGUGUAGAAUUUGAUCCACUCCCUCCUGGGGCAUUUGAAUUCCAAACUGAAGACCCAGUUCACGAACCAUACGAUAUUGCUGAUCCUACUCUUCCGAAUUCUCCAGAAAUCUCCACAGUGAAAAGGCGACCUGGUCUUAACUCUAGAUAUGAUUCAUAUUAUACUAAACAUAGUUCCCAAGAUACUCAUAUGGAAGGAGUUGACUUUGGUUCCUUGCAUGAUUCCGAUGUUCAUGAUAAACAAGAUAAGAAAGCUUACCAGGGUACAAAACACAGACAAAAUUUUCAGAGUUACGGUACUCAUUUUCCUGGCCGAAACUCUUCCUUGGAUUUGUAUGAAGACUCAACUGGGGAAGCUGCUUAUAAGAGCACUAAGAAUCAUAGGAUGGAAACCAAGCGCGGUGUUGAGGGGAUGAGAUCUGAUUCUGCUUCAAACCAUAGUGAUCACUAUGAAGAAAACCGUGCAGUUAAAAAUGCUGACUUUUUGCAAUAUGAUAAUGAUAACAUCAAUCCAAAGAACAUGCAAAGGAGUGUUCAUGCAGACUUUCUGCAAUACGACUAUGAUAACAUCAUUCCGAAGAAUGCACAGAGGAGUGAACAUGUAAAAUCUAAACCUUCAAAUUCGAUCCGUAAUUCUCGGGUUUCUCUGGAUACUGAAGAAAGAGGGUUGUCUACUAGGAUGGCUAAGGAAGAGAUGUUUAAAGGGAACAAGAAGGCAAAGAAACAAUAUCGUGAUGCAGGUGGAGCAGGGAUGCUUGCCAAUGAAACUACGGUUGCAAAACGACUUAAAGCCAAUACGUUUCAGCAAUACAAUAUGAAACAAUUUCCUGCUGCUGAGAUAGAACCAAGGAAAAAUCAGAGAUCUGCUGCAGAGAUGCCAUCCAGCUUUAGCGAGGAUGAAACUGCCGACACAAGUUCCUCAAUGGAUUGAAUAUUUUGUCGAUAGAUGUCGAGAAUUGUGUGGAGUUCAUUGGUUAUGAUGUACAGUCUUAAGAAGACACAUGCAAUUUAAUUACUAGUAAAGGCAGUAACAUUGGAAGCACUGUUUUUAGCAGCAAAAAACUAUUUACAUGAUUCCAUUUGCUGUUUGUUGUGCUCACCUAUUGCCUUGGAAAGAAAAAAAAAAUUGUAGACCUUCUACCUCCUUAGUAUGUUCUGUAGAUGUUUGUGGUAGGGGCUUCAAUACAUACACAUAAUUUGUCUUAUAGUUUAAUUGUUGCAGUGCUUUUGGCAUAUUCUAAUUUGAUCCAAUUUAAUCCAUGGUUGGAACUUGGAAGAGUUAGCUACUUAUACUUUAUGCCUUAAUAAAUUUAAAAUAGCUAGUUUCAUUUGUUGUA